UCCUUGACACACAUAACCUGACUGGACACCUUGAGUUGUAGUCGCAAAGUUGUUCGAAAAGAUGGCUCGUUUCGUGUUGUUCGCUACGGUUCAGUUGUGCGUGAUCCUGCUAUGCCAGGGGAGGACCAUGGACCGCUGCCAGAUAGCUCGUGAGCUCAAUAACCAUGGGCUCCCGCGGCAUCAAUUGGCUGAUUGGGUUUGCCUAGUAGAGGCGGAGAGUUCAGGACGCACCGAGGUGGUUGGUGGGCCUAACACGGACGGCUCGCACGACCACGGCCUGUUCCAGAUCAACGACCGCUACUGGUGCGAGAAUGGCCCCAACCCUGGCAAGGAGUGCAACGUGAGGUGCAGUGAUAUCACGCAAGACGACAUCAGCGCAGCAGUGGGAUGCGCCAAGAAGAUCUUUGGGCAGCGCGGCUUCCAAGCGUGGGUGGCGUGGGUCAACAAGUGCCAGGGCAAAGCCCUACCCGACCUGGGCUCAUGCGGCUUGUAAAUACCCGCCAUUCUGUCCAUAGAGUCACACAGUUGACCACAAAUUGAAAUGUCAAUAUCGACGGUUUAGAGUGAAAACCUCUUAAGUGUAAAAUUCAGUGUUUUAAUCCAGAAAGUAAUUAAUAUGAGAAAAACUGCAUCCCCGAGGUUUCACUCUAAGGCGACGAUAUAGCAAUUCAUAACUUUAUUUAUUUAUCGCGCGAUUAAAAGAAUUGUGAGGCUCUAUCCGACUGUUUAAUUUGUAUGCUGUGUAAGAAAUUAUUCAUUUGGUAAUAAAA
Messenger RNA from Ostrinia nubilalis (European corn borer), 770 nucleotides. Its product is annotated as lysozyme-like. Lineage: Eukaryota; Metazoa; Arthropoda; Insecta; Lepidoptera; Crambidae. The transcript is spliced from 3 exons. The coding region runs from base 62 to 493 and encodes 143 amino acids. The record is from RefSeq and is a predicted model, not a curated record. Gene Ontology annotation, molecular function: lysozyme activity.